ACAGUGUUUCGUGUGCUUAACGUAAAAACUAUAAUGUUCUUAAUCAACUACAUCAUUAAAUUAUAACCCUUGUACGCGACAGUUUUGAGUGUGGGCUAUUUAAAGUUUCUGAGGAGAUUUCUGUUAAAUGAGCGACAGAUAAAAAGUAAUGGCGUCUUUCGCAGCCAAUAAAACUCGACAGAGGCGGGCGCAGAACCGUUAAAGUAGGCGACUGCCGCUGAUGGCGUGAACGGACGCCGGUGACUGGCGUCGCCUUCAGCCAAUAGGAACGCGUCAGGGGCGGGGCGCUCCUGCUGCUGCGGGAACAGCUGGAGAUGAUUGGCGUCGUUUGCGGCCAAUGGGAAGGCCUCGGGGGCGUGGUUUUCUCUGAGUGAUGCUGCUACCGUACGAACAGCUGGAGAUGCGCUGUUGUCAAAAGAAGCUCGACGAUCAUCAGGUGAUGUGAACUCAACCGACCGCUCCAUUCAGCUGAUUCAUCUUCUUUUGCAGACUGCUGACACUCUUCUUAGCGACUCCGCCGACUGCUCAAUAGUUAAAACCAGGAAAGACCCGCACCGAACAAAAAACAUCAUGGGGCGUAAGAAAAUACAGAUCUCUCGGAUCCUUGACCAGCGAAAUCGACAGGUGACAUUUACCAAGCGCAAAUUUGGUCUGAUGAAAAAGGCCUACGAGCUGAGCGUGUUGUGCGACUGCGAGAUCGCUCUCAUCAUCUUCAACAGCACUAACCGUCUUUUCCAGUACGCCAGCACCGAUAUGGACAAAGUGCUGCUGAAGUACACCGAAUACAGCGAGCCUCACGAGAGCCGCACAAACACUGACAUCCUGGAGACUUUGAGAAGGAAAGGCCUGGGGCUGGAUAAUGUAGAGCUUGAUCACGAGGACAGCGUGACGAUGGGAACGGAGAAAUACCACGACGGCAUGGACCUCUCCAUCGCUCGCCAGCGCUAUUAUGCUCCUUCUCUCCUGCCUUCUGAAAUGAUGGGUGCAAGUACCGAAAACGGCUACAGCAACUCCUCCAAUGCAAACCUAGUUUCCCAUCGGACUCCGUCCUACAAACCCUUGUGUACCAGACCGGGCUCAACCGGUUCUGUCGGCUCCAACUCCCACCCGGCUCUCAUGGGCCCACAUGCAGGUCUGGGCUACUCCAUGUUCUCUCACGGCGGCCUGAGUCGGGGGCUGGAGAUGAAGACCCCGCCGCCUCUCAACAUGGCCGGCGAUGGGCGGCGCGCGGAGGCUCACGGCGGACUGUGUGGGACCCGCAGCAGUCUGGCCAAUGCUGUGAGAGAGUCUACAAAAAGAGCACUCUAUCAGAGCAUGCACGCCGGGGGCCACAUGAUGGCGAUGGGGAAGACCGGCCUACUGGGACACGGCCUGAGCAACUACGGGGCCUCAGAAUACAGCCACCCCAGUUACAGCGUGGGAUUUCAGCGCAAUUCUAUGAAUACCUGGCAACCUCUGUCUCAUCAGGACAGCCACCAGUCCAUGAUCAGCCCUGGGAUGGCAGCAGGAGGAAACCAUUCGUACCUGUCCCAGUGCUCCUCCCCCUCCUCGCCUCCGCACCCCUCCCUCAACCUGAGCAUCAAAUCAGAGCGCACCUCUCCGGAGCACAUGCUCUCAGCCACGCCCCCCAGCCGUCACAUGCUGCAGCACUCACCGAUGGAAGAGCCCAAAGCCCCCGGCUGCCCUCCGUCGGAGGAAUACUCGGCCGUGGAGAGGGACGAGGCGCAGAAGAGUUACUCCGGCCAGCACGGCCCAAACAGAGAAACCGGAGAGGGGAAAAACCCCCAGCCUCUGAAGCAGGCCGACGGCAGCAACGGGUGGAUAAGAUAAUGCCACAGCCUUUGAAGGAAGAGUUCACCCAGAAAUUAAAAUUAGCUGAAAACGUACUCACCCUCAGACCACGAGAGAUGCAGAUGAGAGAUUUAGCGUUACAUCGCCCGCUCACCAGUAGAUCCAUUGCGAUGAAUGGGUGCCGUCGGAAUGAGAGUCCAAACAAAUAUUAUGCGAUGUUGCGGUUACCAUAGCAAUGGUUUGAAAUGCAAAAACCUCUUGAUGGAUUUGUUUAGAAAUGUUUUUUAUCAGCUGUUUGGACUCUCAUUCCGACGGCACCCAUUCACUGUAAUGCACAAUUUUUGCAAACCUUUUAAAAAAUGUUCUUUUGAUCGGGAGAUUGGGAGUUUUUCAAACAGAAACAUGCAUCGUGUUCCUCAUUAAAAUUGAACUCUCGAUGUUUGAACACAAACAUAACACAUAAAUCUUGGUUUUAUUAAGAACCGGUGCAUUUUAUUAAUACUAUCCCUUCACCAGAGUAGCAUUCGUAUCAGUGCUGACCCUGUUUAGAAAUGCGAUUUCUGUUUUUCCUCAUAUAGUGUAAAUUACUGUCAAAUGAUUUUCAUGUAAAUGAUCUUCACUCAGGACUUUUCCUAUUUUCGAAACCAAAGGGUUUUUAUGAGAAAAAAGAGAAAACAAUGUCUUUGCAUUAUUUCUGGCAUUACCUAUAUAUUAUGUAAUAUUUAAAUUUCCUUGCUUGUGUUUUUCACCUGUGCUUGCGUGAUCGGUUUGCGUGUACCUUCCUGAAGUAUUGUCAGGUGAAGUUUGUUAUAACGGCCACAAGAGGGCGGCACAUAAACACAUCAUGCAUCUGAACGUUUCCUGUUGACACGACAUGUUGUAACCUUGCGUUUAUUUUAUAAUAAAUAAAUAAUUGCAUUCGUG
Messenger RNA from Puntigrus tetrazona (Sumatra barb), 2715 nucleotides. RefSeq names its product myocyte enhancer factor 2b (gene mef2b). Gene Ontology annotation, molecular function: protein dimerization activity; DNA-binding transcription factor activity, RNA polymerase II-specific; RNA polymerase II cis-regulatory region sequence-specific DNA binding. Gene Ontology annotation, biological process: positive regulation of transcription by RNA polymerase II. Lineage: Eukaryota; Metazoa; Chordata; Actinopteri; Cypriniformes; Cyprinidae. The transcript is spliced from 9 exons. The record is from RefSeq and is a predicted model, not a curated record. Bases 571 to 1830 code for a protein of 419 amino acids.